UAUUAUUUUUGCUUGUAUUUGCUGUGAUGGUAUUUUCUAGAACCAUGUUUAUGAUUUCAGUCUCCUGUUCAGGAGACAGAAAACGUUCCCGACCACCUCAUCUUGUUGAAAGAAAACCAAAAAGGAUGGAGGGAGAUAUUAUGAGGAAAGAAGAGGCUGUGAGAGAACCACUGCGUGGUUUACAAAAAGGGGAAGUGAAAAGUAAGGAUUCUAGUUUACCUGAGUGUGCAAAACUGGGCGGCAGCGAGCCCAUAGCCUUGCACUCAGAUGGUGAUGUAGUGAUUGGAGGAUUUUUCCCUCUGCAUUAUGUUGCAUCUAAGCCAGAGUACAGCUACAACAGCAAACCUCAAGUUACAUCUUGCAGUGGCCUUUACCACACCGCGUUUCACUGGAUGAUGACCAUGAUUUUCGCUGUGGAUGAAAUUAAUCGUAAUUCAAGCCUAUUACCAGGUGUUAAACUAGGCUACAGAAUUAUGGACAGCUGUGACCAUGUCCACACCAGUCUGCGAGCACUUUUUUCCUUAAUCAGUUACUCCAAAACUGUGAAAAAAACAGCAGAAACUGAAAACAGCAGAAUUCAAAUGGAGGGAUUAAACAUGGCAGGGAUGAAAAGGAAGCCUGGGAUCAUAUCCUCAGCAGAAAAAAGACAUGCUGAAGUUAACAUGCCAAAGCCUAGGGGUCUUAAAGAUGCAGAAAAUUACAUGAAAGAAAAAUUAACAGUAGAAAUAAAGACAAGGGAGUCUUCCACAUGUCUGAAUUAUUCUCCGGUGCCUGCUGUGAUUGGUCUCGCAUCAUCCACCCCUACAAGAGCUGUAGCUCACACGCUUGGCCCUUUCAACAUACCACUGGUGAGUUAUUUUGCCACCUGUACCUGUCUUACUGAUAAGCAUUUGUACCCAUCAUUCUUGAGAACUGUGCCAAGUGAUCUCUUUCAAGUUAGAGGUCUCGUAAAGCUUGUCACUUUCUUUAGCUGGUUCUGGGUGGGCACAAUAGGAGCUACGGACGAUUACAGUCUUUAUGGUAUCCAAGCAUUCUCUAUUCAGUUUGGACAACAAGGUGGGUGUGUGGCAUUUCAUCUCACAAUCCCAACAUCACCCACAGUGGCUGAGAUACAAAAAAUGGCAGACAAACUCCAGAGGUCAACCGCUCGGGUUGUGGUGGUGUUUGCCAAAGACGUACAUUUGCUAGAUUUGUUUUUAGAACUUACUCGGAGAAAUAUGACAGGGAUACAGUGGGUAGUCAGCGAAGCCUGGAUGACCGCUAGUCAGCUAACUACUCCUGACUUCCAUAAUCUUCUAGAGGGAACACUGGGUUUCUCCUUCCCUGGAGUCAGCAUCCCUGGCUUGAAAGAGUUUCUUCUGAAUGUCCGACCAUCCCCCAAGCCAGGGAUGGAGCUUGUCAAUAUGUUCUGGGAAGAAUAUUUUGGUUGUAAGCUAGAGUUUGAAAGAGACAGAAGUGAAGAAUAUGAAACUAAUAUUGUGAAAAACUACAAACUAGGUUCUCAAAACAAUUCUGGUUUCACGGUUGGGCUUACUGUUGGACAAAAAAUAUUGUUUAAUAUAUCAGUUGAUAAAAAUAAUGAAGGUGCUGUGAAAAAAACUGUAUGCACAGGAUCAGAGGAUCUGAGUUACACGGAUAGCAGUUAUAGUGAUGUAUCUCAGGUCCGAAUAUCCUAUAAUGUGUAUAAAGCUGUGUAUGCCGUUGCCCAUGCUCUGCACACUUUCUUAAACUGUAAUUCAACAGGACCUAGCGGGGGAUUGUGUGAGAUGCACAGCUCAUUUACAAAUGGUCAGUUUCUUCAAUUUCUGAAAAUGGUGAAUUUCACCAACCAGUUUGAUGAGAAAGUAUAUUUUGACUCCAAUGGAGAGCCAGUCCCUCUCUAUGACAUCAUUAAUUGGCAGAAGGACAGCAAAAAUGAAAUUAGUUUUGUCAAGGUAGGAAGUUAUGAUGGUUCAGCUCAGCAAGGACAACAGCUGCAGAUAUUGAAGAACACUAUAGUGUGGACAACAAGACAGUCACAGGUUCCUGUAUCUCAGUGUAGUGCUCCAUGUCCCCCUGGCAGCAGGCAGGCCACACGGCAAGGAGAGCCCAAAUGCUGCUUUGAUUGUUUGCCCUGUGCAGAUGGAGAGAUCAGCAACCAGACUGGUUCCACUGAAUGCAUCAAAUGUCCUGAGUACUUCUGGUCAGACAAAGAAAAAGUGAAAUGUGUUGCAGGGGAAGAAGAAUUCCUGUCUUUCAAUGACACCAUGGGUAUCAUCCUGGUAGCAAUUACCUUGCUGGGUUUCAUACUAACCACCAUCAUCACCAUUGUGUUUCACAGUUUCCGCUAUACACCCAUUGUCAAGGCCAACAACUCAGAAAUAAGUUUCUUGCUUCUCCUGUCACUCAAGCUCUGUUUCCUGUGUUGUCUGGUGUUCAUUGGUCAGCCGUCUUGGUGGACAUGUAGGCUCCGCCAGACAGCAUUUGGGAUCAGCUUUGUCCUGUGUUUGUCCUGCCUCCUUGUUAAGACCAUUGUGGUCCUCCUGGCUUUCCACACUAAUGUACCUGCUUCCAGGGGUCGGAUGCUGUUUGGUACAUCCCAGCAGAGGAUUUUGAUCUUGUGCACUACAGCUCCUCAGAUUUUUCUCUCUACUGGCUGGGUGUUGGGUGCACCUCCCUUUCCAUUUAGGAAUUCAAACUACCAAGCUAUAACUGGAAAAAUUGUUGUGGAGUGUAAAGAUCCAUGGCCUCCUGGAUUCUACCUGCUCCUUGGUUACAUCGGCCUCCUGGCCUUUGUCUGUCUUCUCCUGGCAUUCCUUGGAAGAAAGCUACCGGACACAUUCAACGAAGCAAAGCUCAUCACCUUCAGCAUGCUGAUUUUCUGGGCUGUGUGGAUUUCUUUCAUUCCAGCUUAUGUCAGCUCUCCUGGGAAAUUUUCUGUGGCAGUGGAAAUAUUUGCUAUCUUAGCAUCCAGUUUUGGGUUGUUACUUUGUAUUUUUGUGCCUAAAUGUUACAUUAUUUUACUGCACCCUGAGAGGAAUAUUAAGAAAGGCAUGACUGGAAAAAAUCCAAGAUGAACAUUUAUAUUUUGCAUUUUUUCAGAGUUAAUAAUUUAUCACUUUAUUAUAUUUUAAUCUGAAACUAAAUAAAAUACCACAUGACAUGUGUUUUCCCCCCUAAUACUUAUCUUAUUCAAUUACUUGUGACUCCAGUUGCAAAAAGCUUAUACCUCAUCUGUAAUGUAAUGUGGACUUUAGUGUACUCAGUUCUUUAGGGGGCAUUUUACAAAUGUUUGAUAAGCUGAAGAAAAGCAUUAAGGAAAGUUGCAAAUAUCCCUCAAAUUUUCCCUCUUUUUCAUUCAAUAAUGCCUCACGUUGAUAAAGUUAGCUGCUUAUGGUGCAUGGGUUUUGAACAUUCAUAUUACUGUCACAGUCAAAAUUUUCCUGAUUCCCCUAUCACAUGAGAAAACCCUUUGCCUAGUGUUAAGUUCCACAGCCGUACUCUCAUCAGCCAUGUAUGGAAGCUUUGCUCCCUCUGUAAAGAAAGAAAGAAAGAGAGAUUCUUUCAGGUCCCUUGGGUUGCAACAGUGGAUGGAACCACAUAUUUGAUUCAGGACUUGUUUACACAUUGGAUAUUCUUCCUAACACAACUCUCCCACUGUGUCUACUGCCAGUCUAGAACCUUCUCCUUGUUAGGCAAAUGCAUUGUAAGAUCUUUACCUUAAACUACAAAGCGCCUUGAGGCAUUGUGAAAACUGAACUUAACUGAAUUGAAUUGAAUAUGUAACACUGUGGAACCAAUUAAUGAAUCAAUACAUACAUACAUGCAGUGCUUAAA
Messenger RNA from Oreochromis niloticus (Nile tilapia), 3816 nucleotides. RefSeq names its product extracellular calcium-sensing receptor. Gene Ontology annotation, cellular component: plasma membrane. The record is from RefSeq and is a predicted model, not a curated record. Bases 27 to 3056 code for a protein of 1009 amino acids. Gene Ontology annotation, molecular function: G protein-coupled receptor activity. Gene Ontology annotation, biological process: G protein-coupled receptor signaling pathway. The transcript is spliced from 12 exons. Lineage: Eukaryota; Metazoa; Chordata; Actinopteri; Cichliformes; Cichlidae.